AUGGCGUUUUUAGAAUCUCAUCAUGUCCCGUGCGUUAAAUGGCGUUCGCAUUGUAAAUCAGCAUGGCGGUGGUUGGUAUUCCUCUCGUAUCUUAUCAACAUUGUGUGCGGCCAAAUCCGCUAUUCAAUCCCGGAGGAGAUGAAAAAGGGCUCUCUUAUCGGCAACGUUGCGCAAGACCUCGGACUGGAUCUGAAGAGACUGCGCCCGGGCCGUGCCCGUAUCGUGACCGGAGAAACCACUCAUUACGUCGAGCUGAAGACGGACAAAGGGAGUCUUGUCGUGCAUGAACGAAUGGACCGAGAGCAGAUUUGUGGCGACGCCACGCCGUGCAGCUUCAGCUUCGAGGUGAUUUUGGAAAAUCCUAUGGAGCUUCAUCAAGUCACAGUGGAAAUUAUCGAUAUCAAUGACAAUUCUCCGAUGUUUAGAAAGGGAGACAAUACGUUUGAAAUAAGCGAGUCGGCCACAAUUGGCUCGCGUUUUGUGUUAUCCUCUGCAGAAGAUGCAGAUGUGAGCAGUAACGGCUUGCAGAAAUACACGUUAAGCGCGAACGAUCAUUUCGUGUUGAAGCAACAUUCAACCCCAGACGGUAGAAAAUAUGCAGAAAUGGUUCUACAAAAACAGCUAGACAGAGAAAGCCAGCCGAGGUUGUCGUUAAAGCUGAUAGCUGUGGAUGGGGGCGCGCCAGAGAGAUCCGGGACAGCAAAUAUAGAGAUCACCGUCCUAGAUGUAAAUGACAAUUCCCCCGUUUUUAACCAGUCAGUCUACAGGGCCACUGUUGUAGAAAACGCAGCGAAGGGCACCUAUAUCACGACAGUGAACGCCAGUGAUGCAGAUAUCGGGUCAAACAGUCGAAUCACGUACAGGUUUUCUAACUUAAAGCAGCAGCUGACCGACAUAUUUCAAAUGGACGAAACUACUGGGGUGAUAACACUUGCGGGGCAAAUUGAUUACGAGAAAGACAAGAAAUAUGAAAUUAUGAUUGAGGCGACCGACCAAGGAGGUCUUACGGAUACCAGUAAGGUUUUAAUUGACAUUGUUGAUGUUAACGAUAACGCACCAAUUAUAAAUGUCAUGUCUUUCUCAAGCCCAAUCCCGGAGGACGCCGCGUCUGGCACCACGGUUGCAAUAAUCAAUGUAAAAGAUGCAGACUCAGAGAGGAACGGUCAGGUGACCUGCUCCUUAGAUAAAAACCUCCCCUUUACAAUAAAAUCAUCUCUGACAAAUUAUUACACUUUACUAACCAACGCUGCUUUCGACAGAGAAAUUGUGCCAGAAUACAACAUAACGGUUAAGGCAACUGAUUCUGGGUCUCCUUCGCUGUCCGGCUCUAUAGUAUUGCGUCUAAGAGUAUCUGAUGUGAAUGACAACGUCCCGUUGUUUGAUAGAAAGAUGUAUUCUGCUUUUGUAACGGAGAAUAAUCCCCCGGGGAUGUCCAUAUUUACUGUGAGUGCGCGGGACUCCGAUUGGAAUCAAAAUGCCAGAAUUUCAUAUUUUCUGGAGGACGUGCAGGUCAGCGGUAGCCCGGUUUCCUCUUUUGUAUCCAUUAAUGCUGAGACGGGGGUGUUACACGCAGUGCGCUCAUUUGAUUAUGAACAAAUUAAACAACUGCAGGUAGUUGUUAAAGCGCAGGAUGGAGGCUCUCCUCCACUCAGUAGUAACGUGACUGUGAACAUAAUGAUCCAGGACCAGAACGACAACGCCCCUCAGGUGCUGUACCCAGUCCAGACCAGCAGCUCUCUGGUGGCUGAAAUGGUGCCUCGCUCAGCAGAUGUGGGCUAUCUGGUGACUAAAGUGGUGGCUGUUGAUGUGGACUCUGGACAAAAUGCCUGGCUCUCCUAUAAGCUGCAGAAAGCCACAGACAGGGCGCUGUUUGAAGUGGGCUUACAGAAUGGGGAAAUAAGGACUAUCCGCCAAGUCACUGAUAAAGAUGCUGUGAAACAAAGGCUGACUGUUGUAGUGGAGGACAACGGGCAGCCCUCUCGUUCAGCUACAGUCAAUGUUAACGUGGCGGUGGCGGACAGCUUCCCUGAAGUGCUCUCGGAGUUCACUGACUUUACGCACGACAAGGAGUACAAUGACAACCUGACUUUUUACUUAGUCUUGGCUUUGGCUGUAGUGUCCUUUCUCUUCAUCACCUGCUUAGUGGUCAUCAUAUCAGUGAAGAUAUACAGAUGGAGACAGUCUCGCAUCCUCUAUCAUUCCAGUCUGCCGGUGAUUCCCUAUUAUCCACCACGUUACUCAGACACUUUGGGGACAGGGACUCUCCAGCACGUGUACAAUUACGAGGUGUGCAGGACGACUGACUCCAGAAAGAGUGACUGUAAGUUCGGCAGAGCCGGUAGUCAGAACGUGCUGAUAAUGGAUCCCAGUUGCACAGGGACGAUGCAGCGGAUCCAGAAUGAAAAGAACAUCCUGGAUGAGCCAGACUCUCCUGUAGAGGUUAGUUUGUUUUUUGUUUUGUUUUUCUGGAAUGCAUAUCUCAGUUUUUAUUAUGGGUAUUUUGCAUCAACCCUCACAAAUCCCUGA
Lampris incognitus (smalleye Pacific opah) is the source of this 2526-nucleotide messenger RNA. Its product is annotated as protocadherin beta-16-like. Bases 1 to 2526 code for a protein of 841 amino acids. Gene Ontology annotation, biological process: homophilic cell-cell adhesion. NCBI's taxonomy places the organism in Eukaryota, Metazoa, Chordata, Actinopteri, Lampriformes, Lampridae. The transcript has a single exon. The record is from RefSeq and is a predicted model, not a curated record. Gene Ontology annotation, molecular function: calcium ion binding. Gene Ontology annotation, cellular component: plasma membrane.